AUGGCGACAAGUGCACCGGGUCAACUCGAAAGUCGCCUUUUCUACGUUGUAGACCGUGUGUCAGGCAGACGCUUUCUCAUAGAUACCGGUGCCGAUGUCAGCGUUAUGCCCGCUAGCAAAGCCCAUCGCAGCCGACAACCGUGUUUCACCCUACGCGCCGCCAACUCCACCACCAUCCCGGUAUUUGGCCAGCAGUCCCUCACUUUGAACCUGGGCCUACGACGAGACUUCCGAUGGAUUUUUCACGUAGCCGAUGUCUCACAGGCCAUAAUUGGUCCUGACUUUCUCACGUACUUCGGACUCCUCGUUGACGUCGCUCGGAAACGCCUUAUCGACGCCACCACCCAUCUUCAGGUUCACGGCAUCCGGCAUCGCAUUCCACCCUGCCACAGCCUUUCUUACUGUGCGCCGGCGUCGCCCUACUCCCAUAUUCUGGAAGACUUCCCUGAGCUCACCAAGCCCCCCGACUGGACUCGCCCGGUCAAGCACGACGUCGUACACCACAUUGUCACUCAAGGCCCGCCCGUUCACUUUCGCCCGCGUCGCUUGGCUCCCGAAAAGAAAGUUCUCCAUCGCUAA
Ornithodoros turicata is the source of this 579-nucleotide messenger RNA. RefSeq lists its product as uncharacterized. The record is from RefSeq and is a predicted model, not a curated record. Lineage: Eukaryota; Metazoa; Arthropoda; Arachnida; Ixodida; Argasidae. Gene Ontology annotation, molecular function: aspartic-type endopeptidase activity. Bases 1 to 579 code for a protein of 192 amino acids. Gene Ontology annotation, biological process: proteolysis. The transcript has a single exon.